Messenger RNA from Galeopterus variegatus (Sunda flying lemur), 4917 nucleotides. Its product is annotated as sodium leak channel non-selective protein. Gene Ontology annotation, molecular function: monoatomic cation channel activity. Lineage: Eukaryota; Metazoa; Chordata; Mammalia; Dermoptera; Cynocephalidae. Gene Ontology annotation, cellular component: membrane. Gene Ontology annotation, biological process: monoatomic ion transport; transmembrane transport. The transcript is spliced from 30 exons. Bases 182 to 3469 code for a protein of 1095 amino acids. The record is from RefSeq and is a predicted model, not a curated record.
UUAUUUAACCAUUUUAUAGAUCCUCCUGAGUUUGUUUGUUGCUGUUAUUUUGGACAACUUAGAACUUGAUGAAGAUCUAAAGAAGCUUAAACAAUUAAAGCAAAGUGAAGCAAAUGCAGACACCAAAGAAAAGCUCCCUUUGCGCCUGCGAAUCUUUGAGAAAUUUCCAAACAGACCACAAAUGGUGAAAAUUUCAAAGCUUCCUUCAGAUUUUACAGUUCCUAAAAUCAGGGAAAGUUUUAUGAAGCAGUUUAUCGAUCGCCAGCAGCAGGACACCUGCUGCCUCUUGAGAAGCCUCCCUUCCGCCUCUUCCUCCUGCGAUCACACCAAACGGUCAGCAAUCGAAGACAACAAGUACAUUGACCAAAAACUUCGCAAGUCUGUUUUCAGCAUCAGGGCAAGGAACCUUCUGGAAAAGGAGACUGCAGUCACUAAAAUAUUAAGAGCUUGCACUCGACAGCGCAUGCUGAGUGGAUCAUUUGAGGGGCAACCUGCAAAGGAAAGGUCAAUCCUCAGCGUGCAGCACCAUAUCCGCCAAGAGCGCAGGUCACUAAGACAUGGAUCAAACAGCCAGAGGAUCAGCAGGGGAAAAUCUCUUGAAACUUUGACUCAAGAUCAUUCCAAUACAGUGAGGUAUAGAAAUGCACAAAGAGAAGACAGUGAAAUAAAGAUGAUUCAGGAGAAAAAGGAGCAAGCAGAAAUGAAAAGGAAAGUGCAAGAAGAAGAGCUGAGAGAGAACCACCCGUACUUCGAUAAGCCUCUGUUCAUAGUCGGGCGGGAGCACAGGUUCAGAAACUUUUGCCGGGUGGUGGUCCGAGCACGCUUCAACGUCUCUAAAACAGACCCUGUCACAGGAGCGGUGAAAAAUACAAAGUACCAUCAACUUUAUGAUUUGCUGGGAUUGGUCACUUACCUGGACUGGGUCAUGAUCAUCGUAACCAUCUGCUCUUGCAUUUCCAUGAUGUUCGAAUCGCCCUUUCGAAGAGUCAUGCACGCACCUACUUUGCAGAUUGCUGAGUAUGUGUUUGUGAUAUUCAUGAGCAUUGAGCUUAAUCUGAAGAUUAUGGCAGAUGGCUUAUUUUUCACUCCAACUGCUGUCAUCAGGGACUUUGGUGGAGUAAUGGACAUAUUCAUAUAUCUCGUGAGCUUGAUAUUUCUUUGUUGGAUGCCUCAAAAUGUGCCCGCUGAAUCAGGAGCACAGCUCUUGAUGGUUCUUCGGUGCCUGAGACCUCUGCGGAUAUUCAAACUGGUGCCCCAGAUGAGGAAAGUUGUUCGAGAACUUUUCAGUGGCUUCAAGGAAAUUUUUUUGGUCUCCAUUCUUUUGCUGACAUUAAUGCUUGUCUUUGCAAGCUUUGGUGUUCAGCUUUUUGCUGGAAAACUGGCAAAGUGCAAUGAUCCCAACAUUAUUAGAAGGGAAGAUUGUAAUGGCAUAUUCAGAAUUAAUGUAAGUGUGUCCAAGAACUUAAAUUUAAAAUUAAGACCUGGAGAGAAAAAACCUGGAUUUUGGGUGCCCCGUGUUUGGGCAAACCCUCGGAACUUUAAUUUUGACAAUGUGGGAAAUGCUAUGCUGGCAUUGUUUGAAGUCCUCUCCUUGAAAGGCUGGGUGGAAGUAAGGGACGUUAUUAUCCAUCGUGUGGGGCCGAUCCAUGGAAUCUAUAUUCAUGUUUUUGUAUUCCUGGGUUGCAUGAUUGGACUGACCCUUUUUGUCGGAGUGGUUAUUGCUAAUUUCAAUGAAAACAAGGGGACCGCUCUGCUGACCGUAGAUCAGAGAAGAUGGGAAGACCUGAAGAGCAGACUGAAGAUCGCACAGCCUCUUCAUCUCCCACCUCGCCCGGAUAAUGAUGGUUUUAGAGCUAAAAUGUAUGACAUAACCCAGCAUCCAUUUUUUAAGAGGACGAUCGCGUUACUUGUUCUGGCCCAGUCGGUGUUGCUGUCUGUCAAGUGGGACGUCGAGGACCCGGUGACCGUGCCUUUGGCAACUAUGUCGGUGGUUUUCACCUUCAUCUUUGUUCUAGAGGUCACCAUGAAGAUCAUAGCAAUGUCACCUGCUGGCUUCUGGCAAAGCAGAAGAAAUCGAUAUGACCUCCUGGUGACGUCGCUCGGUGUCGUGUGGGUGAUACUUCACUUUGCCCUCUUGAAUGCGUACACCUACAUGAUGGGCGCUUGUGUGAUCGUCUUUAGAUUUUUCUCUAUCUGUGGAAAGCAUGUAACACUUAAGAUGCUCCUCCUGACCGUGGUUGUCAGCAUGUACAAAAGCUUCUUUAUCAUAGUAGGAAUGUUCCUCUUGCUGCUGUGCUAUGCUUUCGCUGGAGUUGUUUUAUUUGGUACUGUGAAAUAUGGAGAGAACAUUAACAGGCAUGCAAAUUUUUCUUCAGCUGGCAAAGCCAUUACCGUACUGUUCAGAAUUGUCACAGGUGAAGACUGGAAUAAGAUCAUGCAUGACUGUAUGGUUCAGCCUCCUUUUUGUACUCCAGAUGAAUUUACAUACUGGGCCACAGACUGUGGAAAUUAUGCCGGAGCGCUUAUGUAUUUCUGUUCAUUUUAUGUCAUCAUUGCCUACAUCAUGCUAAAUCUGCUUGUAGCCAUAAUUGUGGAGAAUUUCUCUUUGUUUUAUUCCACUGAGGAAGACCAGCUUUUAAGUUAUAAUGACCUUCGCCACUUUCAAAUCAUAUGGAAUAUGGUGGACGAUAAAAGAGAGGGGGUGAUUCCCACCUUCAGGGUCAAGUUCCUGCUGAGGCUGCUGCGUGGGAGGCUGGAGGUGGACCUUGACAAAGACAAACUUUUGUUUAAGCACAUGUGCUACGAAAUGGAGAGGCUGCAUAAUGGAGGCGAUGUCACUUUCCACGAUGUCCUGAGCAUGCUUUCAUACCGGUCCGUUGACAUCCGGAAAAGUUUGCAGUUGGAGGAGCUCCUGGCGAGGGAGCAGCUGGAGUACACCAUCGAGGAGGAGGUGGCCAAGCAGACCAUCCGCAUGUGGCUCAAGAAGUGUCUGAAGCGCAUCAGAGCUAAACAGCAGCAGUCUUGCAGCAUCAUCCACAGUCUGCGAGAGAGUCAACAGCAAGAGCUGAGCCGGUUUCUGAAUCCUCCCAGCAUUGAGACCACCCAGCCAAGUGAGGACGCCAAUGUCAGCAGUCAGGAUAAUAACAUGCAACCUGAGACGAGCAGCCAGCAGCAGCUCCUGAGCCCCACCCUGUCGGACAGAGGAGGAAGUCGGCAAGAUGCAGCCGAUGCUGGGAAACCCCAGAGGAAGUUUGGGCAAUGGCGCUUGCCCUCGGCUCCAAAACCAAUAAGCCAUUCAGUGUCUUCGGUCAACUUACGGUUUGGAGGGAGAGCAGCAAUGAAAUCUGUAGUGUGCAAAAUGAACCCCAUGACAGACGCGGCCUCCUGCGGUUCCGAAGUGAAGAAGUGGUGGACCCGGCAGCUGACCGUGGAGAGUGACGAAAGCGGAGACGACCUUCUGGAUAUUUAGGUGGAAAUCAGUGCAGGCGAAAGUCUAGAGGUGAAAACUGUUUUCCGAUAUGUUCCAUGAUUGUCCAGUGAGCAAUCUGCAAUUGAUUUAUAACUUCAUUCUAACUUUUCACAAGGUUUCUUAAAAUCCAUUUUUGUCCUGCCAUAGGUAGGCAUAAAAACUGGUCUGUCGAAUCUCUGUGUUUGAUGGGCUAGUAUCACGUGUCCGAGAAAAUUUGUAUAAUGGCAGUAUUGAUUUUAUUAGAAACUAUACCAAGAGCCAGUGUAGCUCCUUCAAAAAUUUCAUAUAUUCUGUCUAUGUAAACUAAGGUGUAUAUUUACAUGUGUUCUUAUGCAUUAUUACCAACCCGCAGAAGACCGCUAGCCCAAAGUGGCUGGUAUUUAUGGUACAGGAACUGUAGCUUUUUUGCCCCAUUUCCACUAGAAAUACUUUACUUGGGAGAAUUUAUUAUUGAUGACUGACCUGAAAAGGUCAGCACUGAGCCAAUGCUAAAAUGAUCAUAGUAUAACAAACUACAGACUCCGAAUUUUAAAAAGUGUAUUCUUUUUCUCUUAUUAUUUUUAAAAAUACAUUUGAGAUCAGAACACAUUGUUUUCCGUUCUCAGUUAUUCUAAUGAAAUUGUUGCCUGCUUCCAAGACCGAGCAAAGAAAUUGACCCAGGAUGCUAAUUGAUUUAAAACAAAUCUGUAGAUAGAUUACUUGAGGGACAUGGUUGCCCAAAGACGUUAAAUUUCUUAAAACACCUCUUAAUAACUGAGUUUAGCAAAAAGAGUAAAAUAUGACUCAACUUACAAAAAAAAAAGUCUUUGUAUGUGUGCUGUUAUCAUUGACUUCAUUUCUUACCCAAGAUGGAUCCAUUUUACCCCAUCAGCAGAAACAUUAUGGGUUGAUCCCAACAAACCAUAGCUAUGUUAGAAUCAAAUUGACUCACUCCCCUGCCACCAGAAUCUCCUAUGGAAAUAAUGGUACCCUGCAAAAUCUUGCUCUGAACUCACAGUUUAGGCACCCCAAGAUUUAACUGUAUUUUUUUCACACUUCAGUGGUCCAUAUCGUCUGAGAAAAUUAGAAAUGCAAAACCAUUACAAAGAACCACUGGAUCUUUUGUGUUGGGCCAACCAAGUAGAAGUGGGUUUAGGCCUUUAACUAUGUCACUAAUGAUUGGAAGUUUGCUGUUAGAUUAGUUAUUUAACGAAGUGAUUAUCUCAGAAUCUUUUGACCCCCAGGUUGCUUUAUGAUCUCCGAACGUUCCUCAAAUAGCCAAAUAUCACAGUCCUUCAGUAUCACAAAUGUAACAUUGUAGUGACAGUCUGUUGUCUGUAUGAUUAACUGUGACUAUGAGAUGGUGGGCAAUCAAAGUGUAAUCGAAAGGAUUUUAUUUGGUGUUAUGUUAUUUGGAGUUUACUUUUUGUACAUAAGAAAAUAAAAUAAAUAUUCGAUUUGUAAAAGGA